This is a messenger RNA of Xiphias gladius (swordfish), 4282 nucleotides long. RefSeq names its product actin filament associated protein 1 (gene afap1). Gene Ontology annotation, molecular function: SH2 domain binding; SH3 domain binding. Lineage: Eukaryota; Metazoa; Chordata; Actinopteri; Istiophoriformes; Xiphiidae. The transcript is spliced from 18 exons. Bases 233 to 2680 code for a protein of 815 amino acids. The record is from RefSeq and is a predicted model, not a curated record. Gene Ontology annotation, cellular component: cytosol.
GGGGAGGGGGAAAGAAGGGAAAGGAAGGAGGAGGAGGAGAAAAGUUUGAAAGAAAAAGAGAGACGUUCCAGUGGCCGGCUUGGUAGAAAGGGAAGAAGUGGAGGCUGAAAGAGGAGGCAGAAAACGGCGCAAAGUCUGCGUGUGCGGGGAUUUUACUGCUGCCGGGGAGCCGCUGGGCACGCGCCAGCUCCUGUGAGCGUAGUCGGGCGGAUUAGAUGAGUCUGACUUCACGAUGAGGAGCGACCCCGUUCUGUUCACUUCCAGCAGGGCGAUGGAGGAGCUGGUGUGUGAGCUUCGUCUGUUCCUGGACCUGCUGGACAGGGAGUAUCUAAGCGCGGGGGUCCGAGAAAAGAAGAUGCACCUCUCCAACAUCCUCCACAGAGUCCUAUCCGACAAAGAGCCUUCAUUCAAGUCAGAGAUCCACAGUGGUCUACCAGCGCCACCUCAGAUGCCCCUCCCUGAGAUCCCUCAUCCCUGGCUGCCUCCAAACAACGGCCCUCCUCCACUGCCCAGUUCCUCUCUUCCAGAAGGCUACUAUGAGGAAGCGGUUCCUUUAAGUCCUGGAAAGGCUCCUGAAUACAUCACCUCCAACUAUGACUCAGAUGCCAUGAGCAGCUCAUAUGAGUCCUACGACGAGGAAGAGGAGGAUGGGAAGGGCCAGAAGAUGCAUCACCAGUGGCCAUCUGAGGAGGCAUCCAUGGAUCUGGUGAAGGACGCCCGGAUCUGUGCAUUCCUGCUGCGAAAGAAACGCUUUGGCCAGUGGACCAAACUCCUCUGUGUCAUCAAAGAUAACAAACUGCUGUGUUACAAGUCCUCCAAAGACCACACUCCCCAGAUGGAGCUGACACUGUCUGGGUGCAGUAUUACUCACAUCCCCAAAGAUGGCAAGAAGAAGAAGCAUGAACUGAAGAUCGUCCACCAGGGGGCGGACGCCCUGGUGCUGGCUGUGCAGAGCAAAGAACAGGCUGAAGAAUGGCUCAAGGUGAUGCGAGAGGUGUGUGUUAAUGGAAGUGUAGACUUGGAUGGAGCUGGAUCGGGAUCGCCUGUGCAUAAACCUGAACUGGAAAAGAAGGCAUCGUGUGACAGGCCGAGCUCUGAUGGAGAGGCGACCCACGAGAACGGACACAGUGACUGCAAGGACCAGGGAAAAGGAAAGAAGAACUCAAAGUCAGAGCACAAGACGGGGACAGUGGGGAAGGGUGCAGGGAAGAAGAUCACGAAGAUCAUUGGGCUGGGUAAGAAGAAGCCAUCCACAGAUGAGCAAACCUCGUCGGCAGAAGAAGAUGUACCAACAUGUGGCUACCUGAACGUGUUGUCCAAUAACCGCUGGCGGGAGCGCUGGUGCCGCCUGAAAGACAAUCAGCUGCUCCUCCAUAAGGACAGGGAUGACCUGAAGAGCCACAUCGCCUCUCUGCCCCUCCGUGGCUGCGAGGUCAGUCCCGGCCUCGACCACAAACAUCCCUUUGCCUUCCGCCUCCUUCGUAACGGCCAAGAAGUGGCUGUACUGGAGGCUUCCUCCUCUGAGGAGAUGGGUCGCUGGUUGGGGGUGUUACUUGCCGAGACUGGCUCCACCACUGACCCAGCCACCUUGCACUAUGACUACAUUGAUGUCGAGACCACCGCUAACGUCAUCCAGCUGGCCAAGCAGUCUUUCUGUUUCACCAGUAAGCGUGCUGUUUCCCCUAACCCAUACCUGGACAACCCAGUCAACGGUUACGCCUGCCCCACUGGAAUGGCUCUGCACUAUGAUGAUGUGCCCAUUAACGGAAUGGACUCAGAGGCGCUGUACUCCAGUCCCAGCACAGGGGGCCAUCAACUGAAAGAGGAGGUGCACUAUGAGAACACUGAACUCUAUGAGAAGAUGCCCUCACCCAAGCUGUUUGCUCGCUAUCCUCCCAAGCCUUCCUCUUCUUCUACUUCAUCUUCCUCCACCUCUAGCACUCACUACAAAACCCCUGUUUCUAAAGUCUCUUCUAAGUUCCUCUCUGCUGAUACUAACUCCAAUCAGCUGAAGGGAAAGAAGGGCACAGUGACCAAUGGAAUGGCAUCAAAACAGAAGGCGGAGCCAAAGAACCAGUCCAAGAAGAAUGGGACUAAUGGGACAGCCUGUCUGAAACGCAACAACUCCAAUGCGGAGCAGUGCAAGUAUGGCAAGAACCGUGUGGAGGCCGACGCCAAACGGCUGCAGGCCAAGGAAGAAGAGCUGAUGAAGAAGAAGCAGGAGAUCAGGACUCAUCUGACCCAUCUGAAGAAGGAGAGGAGAGACCUGCGCACUGCUGUGGAGGCUGCUGCUGGCAAACGUUCGCAUGGCUCCCUGUCAGAGCGACUGAAGAAGGUGGAGGAGGACUGCCGGCAGAAGGAAGAGGAGAGGGUUAACCUGGAGCUGGAGCUGACAGAGGUGAAGGAGAGCCUGAAGAAGGCCCUGAGCGGAGGGGUCACCCUGGGCCUCACCAUCGAACCAAAAGCUGGCUCCUCUGGCCUCCAGUCACCGGCGAUGUUGCGGCGGACACAGGAGUCUUCUCCCUUCUCCAGCUGCGACACCAGUGACACAGAGUCCUGCUCCCUGCCAGUCAACAGCGCUUCACUGCUCCGUCGGCAGCAGGGCAGUCAGAAGGCCUCACCAGUUCGGGGACACGUCCUCAGGAAGGCCAAGGAAUGGGAGCAGAAGAAUGGCACAUAAACCGCUCAACCCCUCACAUCAGUCCUACUUUAAUUUCUUUUUUUUCUUUUUAAGAAAUUGUCUAUAUAUUUAUUUAAAACUGUUCAUACAGUCAUUGAGUGUGGAGGAGGACACAAUCAUAGCAUUCAGAUGAACCAAAACAAGUGGCUGGUUUUAGUGUACUGUAAGUACCACAGCAUACAGCAUUUUAAAAUUGUUAUACUAUUGAGCAUGCUUAGUGUACUAAGUUGUGCAACUUGUGUUGUCCGCUGUACUUUCUUUAGUCUCACCAGUUCACCAGUCUUUUUUUUUCUUUUUCUUUUCACUCAAAAUCUGUUCCAGCAGUUUGGGUUCAAAAUUGUCAAAAGUCAAAACCAAGUAUUUAUUUGUAAAUGUUUAAAGGAAAUACUAGCUUCCCUUUGUUUAUUUAUGUUGAUAUAUUUAAAGGUUUUUUGUUUUUUUUGUUUGUAGAAUUUGUGGCACUCCACACAAUCCCAUUUCCUACACCGUUAAUUGUUCUCAUUUAUGGGUGUCAGCAUCAGCAAACCAAGUGCACCAUUUAGGGUCACAAUAAUCAUAACACACACCAGCUGAGUAACAAUGCAGCUCCACUAUAAGGGGUAUUUCAAGAAGCAGAAUUAUUCUCAAUAUUAUCCAAAUAACCCUAAAAACACACUAAAAUAAUGAAAUGCUGACCUUUUUAUAGUUUGGUCAGUACUUUUACACACAGACAGUAAUAACCAUAGUUUGCAUAGUUUGGAGUGUUUGUAGGAAUUUUGCCAUUUUUCCAACCUAUCCACAGUCAGACUAAUUGACAGAUACAUUUUUAUGUACCUGAGCUGUGUGCAAUUUGAAUAUUGGUGGGUGAUGGUGACUCCCCUGUUUAUUGUGUUUAUUUUCUGUUUCCUUGUGAAAUGCUGAAAUGCGGUGUAUUAUAUGUGUGUAUUCUGGAGUACUCUUGGCUUUGGAGAAGAUAAAACUACCUUUGAGAAAAGCCCAUAGUUUAUCCCAUAGACAUCCAACAUACAUUCCAAGUGCAACUGCAUGCACUGACAUAAGUAAGGCAUCUGUGAGUUCAUCUGUAUAUGGGUAAAAUUGAGAAUCAGCCCAAACCCUAAACCUCUAAAUAUAUCCAUAGCUUUACUGUCCUCUUACAUUUAAACCCAUUUACAUUUACUUUCUGCCUUACUCCUUUAGUAGUACUAUAGUAAAACAUCAAGGAAAAGUACAUCAGUCUGUCACAAAGAACAUAAACUUUAAAUCUGAGGCUGGAUGAGCUGUUCAAGUGAAUGGCUGAAAAGCUUCUUCCACUUCCAUCAGACAGUACCCCCUUAUGUCCAUUGGUGUGUGUCAUCAUUAGCACCCAAAAGCAACACUCAAAUGAACCCAAAGAAAUAGCCCAGAUUUUCUGGCCUCUACUGCUGUCUAACUACGUGGAAAGGUCUGGUUUUAUUUUUCCCAUUUUUGAGAUAUUUGAUUAAGAUGAUUUUCUUUGUGGUGCUCACAAUAUUGAAAAAUUACGUUUUAAAAAAUUUUAACAUCAAUAUGUCUUUCCACAAACCAUUAGUAGAAUAACUGGCCAGAUACCACUAGGUAAAAAAUGUUUUAUGUGAACCCUCCUAA